AUGCAAGCAGAACUCAGUGGGUCAGGAUGGCUGUCCAUCAGAGCCCUUCGAGGGGUCUUAUGGACAGAUCCCGCCAUGAACUGCACCCAAAACUGCAGCUUCCACACCACAGACUAUCUGGAUUAUGAUAUUACCCACCUCAUGAACCUCUUCUCCCUCCCCACCCUAACUGUCGUAACCACUAUCUGUGUCCUGCUGGCCUUGGUCGGGAUUAGUGGCAACCUGAUGACCAUCUUGAUUGUGCUGAAGUUCAAAGACAUGAGGACCACCACCAACUUCUAUCUGUCCAGCAUGGCCCUCUCGGACUUGUUCAUCUUCCUGUGCAUGCCUCUGGAUCUGUACCACAUGUGGAGGGAGAGACCUUGGAUCUUUGGGGAUUUGCUCUGUCGGCUCUUCCAGUUUGUCAGUGAGAGUUGCACCUAUUCUACCAUCCUCAGCAUCACUGCCCUGAGUGUGGAGAGGUACUUCGCCAUCUGCUUCCCGCUCAAGGCCAAAAUGGUCAUCACCAAGGGCAGAGUCAAGGUGGUCAUCUUCUUCCUCUGGUCCUUGGCGUUCGCCUGUGCUGGGCCCAUCUUUGUCCUGGUUGGAGUGGAGUACGAAAAUGGAACUGACCCCCUCCUGACCAGCGAAUGCAAACCGACAGAGUACGCCCACAAAUCAGGCCUUCUGAACAUCAUGGUGUGGGUUUCCACCUCCUUCUUCUUCUUGCCUGUCUUCUGCCUCUCCAUAUUCUACAGUCUAAUCGGGAGGAAGCUCUGGAGGCGAAGGCGAGCUGACAUCACACCCAACGUCAGUCACAGGGAGAAGAAUCACAAGCAGACAGUGAAGAUGUUGGCUGUGGUCAUCUUUGCCUUCGUGCUCUGCUGGUUGCCGUUUCACGUUGGACGCUACCUUUUCUCCAAGGCUUCUGAGGAAUGGUCUGAGCAGUUGUACCAGGUCAGCCAGUACUGCAACCUGGUCUCCUGUGUCCUCUUCUACCUGAGUGCAGCCAUCAACCCCAUCCUCUACAACAUCAUGUCCAAGAAAUAUAGAGUGGCUGCCUUCAAACUGUUCCACGUCAACCAGGAUCUGAGGAGGACUCCGUCAAAAGGCAAGGAGCACAGCUUACCCAGCUGGACUGAAUCCUCUGUAAGCACUUGGUCAGGUCAGGUUGCUCUCAUGACAUCAUACGGAUAG
Messenger RNA from Pristis pectinata (smalltooth sawfish), 1176 nucleotides. RefSeq names its product growth hormone secretagogue receptor a (gene ghsra). Gene Ontology annotation, biological process: hormone-mediated signaling pathway; G protein-coupled receptor signaling pathway. Lineage: Eukaryota; Metazoa; Chordata; Chondrichthyes; Rhinopristiformes; Pristidae. The record is from RefSeq and is a predicted model, not a curated record. Bases 1 to 1176 code for a protein of 391 amino acids. The transcript is spliced from 3 exons. Gene Ontology annotation, molecular function: growth hormone secretagogue receptor activity. Gene Ontology annotation, cellular component: plasma membrane.